Molecule: messenger RNA, 2678 nt
Organism: Mycetomoellerius zeteki
Lineage: Eukaryota; Metazoa; Arthropoda; Insecta; Hymenoptera; Formicidae
Gene: Nep5
Product: M13 family metallopeptidase neprilysin 5
Exons: 17
Coding region: 117-2588 (823 amino acids)
Biological process (GO): protein processing
Cellular component (GO): plasma membrane
Molecular function (GO): metalloendopeptidase activity
Source: RefSeq, a predicted model, not a curated record
GGCGCGUUACGCGUGGAUGUUAUCGCGGAUGGUCGGAAAGGAAAAUUGACGUUUGGUCGCCGUUGUUAUUGUUCGAUGACGACGUACGACAAGAACCACUGGGAAAAUGUGAACGUAUGGACAUUCGACGUUGUCUGACUCGACUCGGUGUUCAGUGUCGUCAGUUCGAUCCGGUCAGUGGGCCAUUCAGCAUGAACAACGAGCGCAAGCAUGAUGGGUCCGUUUAUUCGGUCGAAAGUCAGAAUCACCUGGUGCCGAUAAGAUCCAGGAAAACCUUCUUCAAGGAAAAAAGUCGGAUUUCCAAUCUGUCGCUGGUAAUUUUUUUCAUUCUGGUGGGUGCCUUGUCCAUAACAGUUGUAGUACUCGCUAUACUUUAUGCGUGUAAAAAUAUGGUGAAGAUAUGUGAUAGCGAGGACUGCGUGCGAAUAGCUGCUAGUUUGAAGGAAUCUAUGAACGAGUCUGUAGAUCCUUGCGACGAUUUUUAUCAAUAUGUGUGCGGUAGAUGGUCGCAGGAGCAUCCUAUUCCGGAUUCCAGCCUGACGAAUUCCUGGUUCAGCGAGCGCAGUAAUCGCAUGUACAGAAAGAUCAGAGAUCUACUAAAAGUCAAUAUAUCUGCAAGUGAGGUACCGUGGGCAGUGAUGCAGGCCAAGGCUCUGUUUACUAGCUGCAUGGACAUGUAUACCAUGAAUGAACUCGAUUUGUCUCCACUGUUCGACCUGUUGAAGUUAUUAAAUUUACCCAUUGUACCGUUUGUUACCAACAAAACGACUAAUUAUGUCGAACGACUUGCUAGGGUAAAGAGAAUUUUAGGCCUUGACGUUUUCUUUGGCUUUGAAGUCAUAUCCGAUCCAAAGAACAAGAGUAAGAACAUAUUAUAUUUCCAUCUUCCGAGUCAUUCCAAUCCUUUUCUCACCGAUGAAGAAUUGGAGAAGCGAUUACAAACCAUCAGAUCGCGAUUGCGAAAAUUAGAUGAGUUAGAUGACGAAACCAUGAACAAGGACGAAGACGCCGAAUUCACCUAUAUGUUUGAUGUUAUUAAACUCAUCAUUAACAAUGGCACUGAUAAUAAAUGUACCUCAGAUAAUGAAUCGAUAUUUGAAGAUGAAGUAUUAAAAGAAUUUGUUAAGGAGCUUUACAACAUUAGCAAUCUUUUUUAUAAUAUGGUUCAAGCAGCUCAAAAUCAGAGUAUUUCUUCAGAAAACUUGAGCGAUAGUGAUUAUAUGCUAGUAGACGAUCUACAAAAAUUGACAGAUGAUCAUGUAACAGAUAGUAAUUUAUCUCUCACGCCUAUACCGAUUUGGCGGCCCUUUAUUGAAUCCAUUUUCGAGGGAAUAGUUAAGUUGGAUCUUGAUAACAAGGACAAAGUUCUCAUUGGUAAUCUGGAGUAUUUAAAAGAUGUUGCAUUAUUAUUAGCUUGUUUCGAGGAAGAAGCCAUAGAAAGCUACAUUUGGUGGACGGUUGUGGACAUUGUGGUGCCCCACGCUUCCGAAAAGCUCAGGGAUAUUUGGAACAAGUACAUUAGCAAGGUAACAGACGUGGAAGUUAUAGGCGAAUCAAAAUCGUUAUUCUGUGGAUCAGUUGUCAAUAAAUUAAUGGGAAUGGCUGUAUCGUGGCUAUUUGUAGAUCCGACAUUUCACGAAAAUAAAGUUAACAAAGUACAAGAAAUGCUAGAGGAUAUAAGAGAGGCAUUCGGCUUACUUGUCGCUAAAACGAAUUGGAUGGAUCAAUCGACGAAAACAGCAACACUUAAAAAAAGCCAAAAAAUGGAGUACGUAAUUGGAUUCCCUAUGUGGCUUUUUAACGAGGAGAAGCUUGAUGAAUAUUAUGGAAGCUUAGAUCUAUCGGAAACAAAAUACUUGGCGAAUAUGGUACAAAUCGUUCAAGUGCAAUUGAACAACACGUGGUCAAUCCUGCACGACGAAAAUAUAUUUAAUGUGUCAUAUUGGGCAACUGAUCCUACUGAUGUAAACGCGUUUCACACUUUUGAACUUAAUCAUAUAACCAUACCUGCUGGAAUUCUUCAAUUCCCAUUUUAUGAAUUGGGUCUUGAGGCUUUAAAUUAUGGCGCCAUCGGCACAGUACUUGGACAUGAAUUAACUCACGGAUUCGACAAUAGAGGUCGGCUUUACGACAGCGACGGAAAUCUCCGGCAAUGGUGGACCAAUGAAACCAUUUCAGAGUACUCGGACAGAACUCAGUGCUUCAUAGAUCACUAUAAUACUUAUUAUGAAGUCGAGGCCGACGAUUACAUCGACGGCGAACUGACUUUGGGAGAAAAUAUCGCCGAUAAUGGUGGCCUUCGCGAGGCCGUCGUCGCUUAUAAGAGGUGGAAGGCUCGGCACGGUUAUGAGCCUUUACUUCCGGGAUUCACGCAGUUUACGCACGAACAGUUACUUUUUCUUUCUUUUGCGCACUUGUGGUGCGAGUCUUAUACUGCUACAUCACUAAAGUGGAUUAUGAAAGAUUCUCAUUGUCCCGGUCAUGUGAGACUGCAAGCUGUAUUGAGAAAUUCCAAAGAAUUUAGCACUGCGUGGAAUUGUCCAGCAGGUUCGAACAUGAAUCCAUCGAAAAAGUGUCGUUUGUGGUAAAACUUGCGUCUUCGACAAAGACAAUGUUUAUUAUUUAAUAUCGUUGAUUAAUCAAAUGUUUAUCGUUUAUGAGGCCAGCAAGCUCAUGUG